CUUAUUUCCAACAUGGCUAUUGUUUUGGUCAUGCUUUUCUGGAAAUUUGGUCGGAGAUGUUUGGAGCUCUGUACUGAAUGAGUUUCAAGAUUAGGAAAUUUCAUUUUUGGGGUGAUUUCUUAUUCUUCCUGAUUUACUUGCUUGUUCAUCGUAUUUGAUUUUUUUUACAGUGUAGUUUGAAGUGCAGAAGCGGUACCUUGAGCCAAAAAAAGGCAAAAGUUUGGAGAUUCGGCAUUGCGUUUGUGAAUGAUUCUAACGCAGUUAUAGUGAUCAUCUUAAGAUUUUAUUUUGAAUGGAAGGGGAGGGUGGGACAGAGAGAAGUUAGAACGAUAAGCAUUUGCCUUGUUGCGGAUCCUAAAAUUUAACACUGGACUUACUGAGCUCAUACUUGAAUUAUUUCGAUGUGGGAAAAAGGUCAGCAGUGACUGUAUUAAUCACUGCUAAUUGAAUAUUAUAUAUGAUGUGUAAUUGUUUAUCUUGAAAGGUAGUUUCAAGACAAAACAACUAUUACGCCUUCUAUAAAAGUUAGGAAUUACAAUGUUUGUCUCGGGAUAAUGUCAAUACAGGCUACAGAAUUAAAGUUGGAACGUGCGUUCUGUGUUUUGCUGUCAAGACUUACACAUUGAGCUUAUUCCAUGGUUUGAAGAAGAUCCUGCUUGUUUAGCAAAGGGGAAAACUUUGGUUAUAAUUGAAAUCAUGUUGAAGCGUGGAUACAAAUCAAAGACAUGGAACGGUCCUCAGAAUUGGCGGGUCCCAGUACUACUUGCAGUUCUUAUACUGAUGCUAGUUGGACUUUUGUUACCAUUUCAAGAUGAAGUUCAAAAGCCUAAUUUAUCUGACAAAGUCAAAAAACAAGAGAGGAAUAGCCUUGACUCAGUCGUGCAAUUGCAUCCCACAGUAGAGUUCCGGAAUGGAACAGAUGUAAUAUGGCAAAUACCUAAAUCGCCCAAGGCCGUUCUGUUUUUGGCUCACGGAUGCAAUGGCAGAGCCAUCAACUUUUGGGAUCAAUCACCUGAGUGCCCUAACUGCAUUGGGCUACCUGAAGAACGAUUACUUGUACUUAAUGGUCUUGCUCGACAGUUUGCUGUUAUUACUAUUUCUAGCGCCGGAAGAUGUUGGACAUUGAAUGAAGAAGUUUUAAUUGUUAAAAAAAUUAUAAAUUGGUGGAUUAGUGAAAGGAAACUUGAGAAACUUCCUCUUGUAGCUUUGGGUGCUUCGUCUGGUGGGUAUUUUGUAUCUGUACUUGCUAACAUUAUGAACUUUAGUAGCAUUGUGCUCAUGAUUGCCGAAGGAACAUUUGGGCAAAUCAGGAUCAAACAGGACUAUCCGCCUACUCUCUUUGUGCACAUGCCUAAAGAUCUCUACAGGCAGCAGAAAAUAGAUGAAUAUGUGGAAGUUCUUAAAGAUAAUGGGGUUGACGUUGAUGUUAUCGAAUGCACGGAGUUCCCCUUAGCACCAAACACUUUAGCUGAUAGAAUUCCUGGUCUUGAUCAAACCGUUUCUGCAAGGCUGUUUGAGGUCUUUCAGGAAAAGGGAUUUAUUGAUGAUAAAGGGUAUAUGAAGAAAGAUGGGCGGGCAUUGAAUUGGAAAAGGGCUCUUCAGGAGAAGAAAAGUUUCUCACUUGAUGAGCAUCUAUUCCCACACAUCCAAGAGGAGCUAAACCUUGCAUUUGCUUACCAUGAGAUGACUAGUGUUCAUUCUGACAAGAUUUUUAAGUGGUUUGAAUCUCACAUUAGCUGAUGGUGAUGGGACCUUACUCAGGUUUUUUCUUUUUCGUUGUUGUAAUAUAAAUAAUUAUAUAGCCUCUGGUAAAUAAGUCUUGCUCUCGUUUUUGUAUCAUCCAGUGGUUCACAUGUAAAGACUUCUAUUAUGGGUCCUUCUGGUCAUACAGAAAAAAAUACAGAUAUUAUGACAGCUCAAAGUAUUUAGUUUUCAUGUGCAAUUUAUAGUAUCUGGUACAGGUA
Neltuma alba is the source of this 1964-nucleotide messenger RNA. RefSeq lists its product as uncharacterized. The record is from RefSeq and is a predicted model, not a curated record. Bases 697 to 1740 code for a protein of 347 amino acids. The transcript has 3 exons. NCBI's taxonomy places the organism in Eukaryota, Viridiplantae, Streptophyta, Magnoliopsida, Fabales, Fabaceae.